This is a messenger RNA of Eruca vesicaria subsp. sativa (arugula), 729 nucleotides long. The record is from the annotation of a GenBank genome assembly. NCBI's taxonomy places the organism in Eukaryota, Viridiplantae, Streptophyta, Magnoliopsida, Brassicales, Brassicaceae.
AUGCUUGAUCCUCAAUCACCAAUCUCACCUCACCUAUACCCACAAGCAAUUCAACUCAAACUGUAUCAAGCCUUCAUCUUCGCCAUUCCCAUCUUAUUUUCCAUCAUUCUCUUCCUCUUGUUCUAUCUUUUCUACCUUAAGAGAAGAGCCUCUUCUCUCUCCUCUCCUCCAAUGAUUCUUCCUGUUUCCUCCACCCACCAGCCUUCUCAUCUCCCCUCGGUUUGUUUGAUAGAUGUGAAAGUAGAGCUGAAAGAAAAGCUUCAUGUCGUUUUGUUCAAUGAAGAAUUAGAAACAAACGAUUCUCUAUGUUGUGUUUGUUUGGGAGAAUUCGAGUUGAAGGAAGAGUUGGUGGAAAUGCCUUCAUGCAAACACAUAUUUCAUCUCGACUGUAUUCAACUUUGGCUUUAUUCUCACACCACUUGCCCUCUCUGCCGUUCCUCUGUCUUCAUCUCUUUGACCAAAACCUCUAUCGACGACGGCAACAACGACUAUCCAGAUUCUCCUCAAACUACCUCACCAGUUUGACUCACUAGUCUGAAAGAAAUAAGCAGGAUACAAGUUUUGUUAGUCAAUAGAUCAAUACAAAAUGUAAAUUCUUAGUUUUACUUGUUUAAGAGAUCAACAUGUACACCAUUACUCCCUGUCUUCGCUUGAGGCAAAUGUAUUAUUGCUGUAAAAGAUGAAAGUUACUUGAUGAAGAAGUAACCUAACCCUAUAAAUGAAGAGGCC